Molecule: messenger RNA, 563 nt
Organism: Agelaius phoeniceus (red-winged blackbird)
Lineage: Eukaryota; Metazoa; Chordata; Aves; Passeriformes; Icteridae
Gene: C4H4orf46
Product: chromosome 4 C4orf46 homolog
Source: RefSeq, a predicted model, not a curated record
AUGGCCGAGGCGGGGCCGCUGCCGCCCGCCGCGGUGCCCGAGGGAUCGCCCGGCGCCCAGCCCCGGAGGGUCCGCAGCGGGAGCGAGGGGUCGGGGUCGCCGGAGCUGCCCGGCGGCGACACGCGGGAGCUGCUGGAGGAGGUGGAGAUGCAGAUCGGCGACGCCGCCUUCUCGCUGGCGAAGAUCCUGGAGGCGACGUCGGCCGUGUCGGCCCAGGUGGAGGAGCUGGCCACCAAGUGCUCGGAGAACGCCCGGUUCCUCAGGACGUGGCGGGACCUGCUGAGGGAGGGCUACGAGUCGCUGAAGCCCAGCGGCUGAGGCCGGCCCUGCCCGCCGAGCCGCCCGCCCGGCCCGCGCUGCGGCGGGGCUCUCUUCGACCGCCGCCUUCAGGGACCUCACGUGGAGCUUUGUUUUCCCCCAGAGUUCUUACACAAAUACUUGGGGGCUCUCGUAUGGAUGUUUUAUCUUAGCCUACCGAAUAAAAAAACUUUGUUUAGGGAAUCAAUUUUGACUUUUAGAUUCUUCGUUGAAGCUCAAGCUAUCACAUACUCUCUUUUUUUUUU